CUCACCGUGUAAGCUACUGUUGAAAUUCCAGUGCUAACCAACUUUAGCCAGCUUGCUAACAUGUAAUUCUGCGAAUGUGAAGAACUACUGUGGAUAUUUAUGAGUGAAUCAUAUUUUAUUUGCAAUAGAAGGGAUAUUGGACACGUCGUAUUGAUGUUUGCUGUUACUGCAACCAUGUCCAGUUAGCCAGGACGCUGCAAUCGUUGGAUAACGAACCUGGCAACCCGGCCAGCCAGCCCGGGUCUCCUGGGUCUGCGUUGAGGGAUUUGAACAGGUUUCAUCGCCCAGAGGGACAGCAAAGCCGGGUGCUGCGACCCACCAUGAGUCCCGCGGGCUGCCCCCAUGUCAACAGCUUCAAAGUGGACAACUGGAAGCAGAACCUGAGGGUCAUUUAUCAGUGUUUCGUGUGGAGCGGUUCAGCCGAGACCAGAAAACGCAAGGCCAAGUCGUGCAUCUGCCACAUGUGCGGCGCUCACCUCAACAGACUCCACUCAUGCCUCUACUGCGUCUUCUUCGCCUGCUUCACCAAAAAACACAUCCACGAGCACGCCAAGAGCAAAAGGCAUAACCUAGCUAUUGACCUGCUGUAUGGAGGGAUUUACUGUUUCAUGUGCCAAGACUACAUAUAUGACAAAGACAUGGAGCAGAUUGCCAAAGAGGAACAGAGGAAAGCCUGGAAAAUGCAAGGCAUAGGGGAGAAGUACUCAACGUGGGAGCCCACCAAGAGGGAACUGGAGCUGCUCCGCCACAACCCCAAGAGGAGGAGAAUCACCUCCAACUGUACUAUUGGCCUGCGAGGGCUGAUAAACCUGGGCAACACGUGCUUCAUGAACUGCAUCGUCCAGGCGCUGACGCACACUCCGCUGUUGCGUGACUUCUUCCUGUCCGACCGGCACAAAUGCGAGAUGCAGAGCAACUCCUGUUUGGUGUGCGAGAUGUCGCAACUCUUCCAGGAGUUCUACUCAGGCCAUCGGUCGCCCCACAUCCCCUUCCGUCUUCUCCAUCUGGUGUGGACCCACGCCCGUCACCUGGCCGGCUACGAGCAGCAGGACGCCCACGAGUUCCUCAUCGCAGCGCUGGAUGUCCUGCAUAGACACUGCAAAGACGACAACGGGAAGAAAGCCAACAACCCCAACCACUGUAACUGCAUCAUCGACCAAAUCUUCACAGGGGGCCUGCAGUCUGACGUCACCUGUCAAGUCUGCCAUGGCGUCUCGACGACCAUAGACCCGUUCUGGGACAUCAGCCUGGACCUGCCGGGCUCCUCCACCCCAUUCUGGCCCCUCAGCCCCGGUGGAGACGGUUCAGCGCUUAACGGGGAGAGUCACACCACUGGAGCCACAACACUCACAGACUGCCUGCGCAGGUUCACCAGGCCAGAGCACCUCGGCAGCAGCGCUAAGAUCAAGUGCAGUGGUUGCCAUAGUUACCAGGAGUCCACCAAGCAGCUGACCAUGAAGAAGCUGCCCAUCGUGGCCUGCUUUCACGUCAAAAGGUUCGAGCAUUCGGCCAAACUACGGCGGAAGAUCACAACUUAUGUCUCCUUCCCGUUGGAGCUGGACAUGACGCCCUUCAUGGCCUCCAGUAAAGAGAGCAGGAUGAAUGGACAGUACCAGCAGACCGUGGACCCCUUCAACAAUGACAACAAGUAUAGUCUUUUUGCAGUGGUGAACCACCAGGGGACACUAGAGAGCGGCCAUUACACCACCUUCAUCCGCCAGCACAAGGACCAGUGGUUCAAAUGUGACGACGCCAUCAUCACCAAGGCCAGCAUUAAGGACGUCCUGGAUAGUGAAGGGUACCUUUUGUUUUAUCACAAACAGUUCCUGGAGUACGAGUAGCUGCCUCGAUCAGCGCAGCCUGCCGGAGGAGACAAGGGAUGAUGCAAGGAUUAGUUGCAUGGGAAAAGGUAACGGAGUGGUGAGGGAGGCGUGGAAACAGACAAAAAAGCCUACCUGAAUCCCCCUUAAGUCGCAACUCUCACUCUGACAGUGAACCACCCUUACUACAUACUAAUCUAGUUAAAGAAGGAACUGUGCGCCUGCUGGAUAAGUGCAAAAGUGCAAGAACCAAACAAAAUGCAAGGAAUUCAUAGGGAGAUUUGUAUCGCCGCUGACGGGAUGUUGUAAAAAAAGUGCUUCACUUGAAAUCAGGGGAUGAAGAAGAAAGCAGCCUUGACAAUCUGCCGUAUGAAAGAAAUUACUGCAGAUUCAGGCUGUACUUCAGAUAAUAGCAGGUAUACAUGCGUAUUCCCUCUUCUGAAACAGACAAAAGGGCAGAAAGGUUCAUUUAAACCUUUCGGUUUACUCAAUCACAAAUGCUGUUCUUCACCAUGUUUCGUGCUCGCACUGCUGCAUUUAGUAACACCUGAAGAUGCAGAGUCGCAGCCUCCCAUGGGGGGUUGAGGCUCUGCCUUAGCAAGAACUUUUAUUUCCAUUCGCUUUACCUAAAGCAGCAACUUCCUGGACACAAGCACACUUGUCUAACGCACCCACUCUCCUGCAAAUGACCAAAUAUUUCAUGGUUGGAAGUUGUCUUAUUAUGCAUUUAUGUUCAGAUUGCAAAAAGUGUGGGAGGGGGGGGAUUAUGAACAAUGUAUAGAGAGACGGGUAAUUCCAUUCAUUACUUGUGAGUUUAUAGUUCUCAUUGAAAUACUUUUAGGAAACUUCAACAAGGAGAAGUCAAAGGAUCUGUUAUCUUCUGCCUCUCAUGCUGCUUCCGACAGUCACGGGGACACAGUGAAUAAUAUAUUUUUAUACAUACUGUAAUUAAAUCGUUUGUUUACGGUUUCUCCAUAAAUUUGACUGUCUUACAUUGUGCCGUCAAUCAUGUUUUCUUUUGUACACAAAAUAGUGCUGAUAACGUUCAUGAAACUGCUGUUCGGUGAAGUCAUUUUAUUUAAUUAUUGUUCCUGUUUAAUUUGACUUCAAUUUGUCAAACGUUUUGGCGUUACAGAGGCAUAUUUUCUCCACGUUCAAGAUACGUUGUUGUGAUGCUGUUUCAGGUAAAUGGCAACAAAAAAAAAGGAAAGAAUCAAAGGAGUAUGUGUAACGGGUUCGAAGUUCGAUCCCGCAGUGUUAAUCGUUGGCCGCAUGUUGCUCUAAUUCGGUGUGUUUGUAAGCGUGUGUGUGUGUGUUGUGUGUGUGUGUGUGCAUGUGUAUGUGCCCUCCAAAGGGGAAGAAAAGAAAAAAUGAGUGUAGGUGUGUGUGUGUGUGUGUGUAUUAAAUGUGUUAUUGCGCGUAACAAGAGAGAAAAAGAAGUGUGUAUGUGUACCCGUUUGUAUGCACACGUGUGUCGUGCGCGUGCGUAUGUACCUUAAGUUUGUGUACUGAAUCAGUACUUGCAUUCAGCAUGCCGUCUGAGCUGGGUAUCGCAGUUUGUUAGGAUUUUUAUUUCCACAUGUUGAUGAUGUAUGUAUUAAAUAUAUAUGUACAGUUUGUAUGUAUAAGAGACGAAAUGGUGAAACCUCAAAGUCGAUUUUUGUUGUUCUAUAUCGCUGGAUUACCACGGGGUCGUAAUCGGAAGAAACUUUCUCUUGACCCGGUCAGUCAUUCCUCGCACACACACAAGUAACUGCUGCAAGAACUGGACACAGUGAUGGAAAGACACUCCA
Molecule: messenger RNA, 3613 nt
Organism: Anoplopoma fimbria (sablefish)
Lineage: Eukaryota; Metazoa; Chordata; Actinopteri; Perciformes; Anoplopomatidae
Gene: usp22
Product: ubiquitin specific peptidase 22
Exons: 13
Coding region: 321-1841 (506 amino acids)
Biological process (GO): protein deubiquitination
Molecular function (GO): cysteine-type deubiquitinase activity; zinc ion binding
Source: RefSeq, a predicted model, not a curated record